Molecule: messenger RNA, 447 nt
Organism: Aspergillus fischeri NRRL 181
Lineage: Eukaryota; Fungi; Ascomycota; Eurotiomycetes; Eurotiales; Aspergillaceae
Product: DNA-directed RNA polymerase II subunit RPB4
Exons: 3
Coding region: 1-447 (148 amino acids)
Biological process (GO): transcription initiation at RNA polymerase II promoter; positive regulation of translational initiation; mRNA export from nucleus in response to heat stress
Cellular component (GO): P-body; RNA polymerase II, core complex
Molecular function (GO): translation initiation factor binding; nucleotide binding
Source: RefSeq, a predicted model, not a curated record
AUGAGUGUCCAACUCCCCCCAGCCACGCACCGCAAGCGCGCCCUCCCCCAGGGCGAACUCGAAGCAGCCUCAACCCUCAAACUCGGCGCCGAUCAAAACACACAUACCCUCUCGCUGUCGGAGGCACGGCUCGUCAUCAACAAGGUGCUGGAGAAUAAGCGCCGCGGGGGGAAGAAAUACGAGGAACCGGAGAAUCUUACCAAGACGCUGGAUUACCUCGAGGUAUUUGCGCGGUUCAAGGACGAGGAGAACAUCAAGGCUGUGGAGCGGUUACUGAACUCGCAUACUGAGCUGGAGAUGUUUGAGCGGUCGCAGCUGGGGAGCUUGUGCUGCGAUAAUGCUGAAGAGGCCAAGUCACUUAUUCCGAGUCUGCAGCAUAAGAUCUCCGAUGCGGAUUUGCAGGAGCUGUUGGAUGAGUUGACGAAGCUGAGGAAUUUCACGGAGUGA